CCAAAUUGCAUACCAGUAUGGUUUUAACAAUAUGAAUGAAUUUUAAAUACGAAGUAGAAUGGAUCAUAUCAAUGAAUUUCAUACGUUUCUACAGUUUUACGGUUUGAAUAUAACGAAAACAUAUACGUGGAGAGCUUAACAUCAUUUGAUUCAAGUAGGUGUGUAGGUCAAUGCAGUGCUUUUGUUCCAAUGUACACCUGGAUGUAUUCUGUAUUUCACAUUCGUGAUUUCGCGCUUCUGAUCUCGCCGGGGCCGGUAAUCAUAAGUACAGUUCACGAUAUCGGUAGUCGUUGAUCGUUAGAGAUGCCGUUGCAGGUCAAGGACUUGGCGAGGGUGGUGAAUGGGUUGUCUCUCGUGGCCAAAGAGUCUCUCCGGCGCCGACUGCUCCUUACAGACGGAGUUGAUUUGCAAAGCCUAAUCAAGACAACUCUUCUGUCCGCCACCGAUCUAACCGGCCUCACCAAAGGCAGGUUUCGGCGUCUCGAAGAUGAUGCUACCGCUGCCCACGCUACUUCAGAUAUCGUUGAUCCUAACACGAAUGCUAAACUCAAUGCAACCAAAGAUAGUGUUGUGUACUUCGUCGAUAGUGCACCCCAACCAGAUCAUAAGCGUUCUCCUGAUUCUAAUGAUGUCGCGGAUACUCUUCAUUCUGAGGUUCUCCCUGCGCCUGUUUGUGAUAUUGCUGCUUCGAAUGAAGGGGGGUCUCCGCCUUUGGAAACACCGGACUCGUCCAUUGAAGUUGAUCCUCAUCCUUCUCUCCAGAUGGACGAGCCAUCUACACAACGAGAUUUCCCAGCUGGUGGAGCCCCGACCUCCCAAACGGUGAUCAAGAGGCAGCUAAGGAAACCUAGGGAAAGAAGGGUGCCUACUACUCCUUUUUCUAGGGCGCUUGGAUUUGCAGGUCUUGGGGCUGGACUUGCGUGGGGCACUCUUCAGGAAUCCACAAAGAGACUAAUCUUUGGCUCCCCAACUUCAAAGGAUAAUCAAAAUGCUAUUUCUCCUUACCUAUCUGAGAGAAAUGCAGAACGUUUGGCUCUUGCAUUGUGCAGAAUGCGUGGUGCAGCUCUUAAAUUGGGACAGAUGUUGAGUAUUCAAGAUGAAUCUAUUGUGCCUGCUCCGAUCUUGGCUGCUCUGGACAUUGUUCGUCAGGGUGCAGAUGUGAUGCCUAGGAGCCAACUCAAUAAAGUUCUUGACACUGAAUUAGGCCCUGAUUGGUCAACUAAGCUAAAGAGUUUUGAUUAUGAACCAAUAGCAGCAGCAAGUAUUGGACAGGUACAUAGGGCUGUGACAAAGGAUGAUAUGGAGGUUGCAGUGAAAAUACAAUACCCUGGUGUUGCUGACAGCAUCGAAAGUGAUAUUGAAAAUGUCAAAAUUCUCUUGAGUUAUACUAAUCUUAUCCCAGAGAAAUUGUACAUUGACAAUGCUAUGAAGGUAGCAAAGGAGGAACUCUCUCGUGAAUGUGACUAUGUUCUGGAAGCAAAAAAUCAGAAAAUUUUCCGUGAUCUUUUGCAUGGAGAAACUGGCUUUUACGUUCCGAUUGUGGUAGAUGAGUUGUCCGGUAAAAGAGUAUUAACUUCGGAGCUUGUCCCUGGAAUUCCAAUUGAUAAGGUAUCAUUACUUGACCAAGAGACUCGCAACCAUGUUGGAACAAAGUUGCUUGAACUCACUCUGAAAGAGUUGUUUAUAUUUCGAUUCAUGCAGACUGAUCCCAACUGGAGCAAUUUUCUUUAUGAUGAGUCAACAAAUUCAAUCAAUCUCAUAGACUUUGGAGCAGCUCGAGACUACCCUAAACAUUUUGUUGAUGACUAUUUAAGAAUGGUUCUUGCUUGUGCGAACAGUGACCGGGAAGCAGUGAUUGAGAUGUCAAAGAGACUUGGAUUUCUCACAGGGGAAGAGUCAGAUGUAAUGAUAGAUGCACAUGUGCAGGCAGGUUUUAUUGUAGGGUUGCCAUUUUCAAAGGAAGGAGGCUAUGAUUUCCGGUCUAACAAUAUAACACAAAGCAUUUCGAAUCUGGGGGCUACCAUGUUGAGGCACAGGCUGACACCUCCACCAGAAGAAGCGUACAGUCUGCACCGAAAGUUAUCCGGUGCUUUCCUUGCUUGUAUCAAGCUUGGUUCUGUUGUGCCUUGUCGCGAAGUAUUGUUUGAUGUGUAUGAUAAGUAUCAGGCUGGUGAAGAUGGCGUCGUUUCGUCAAGGGCGUAUUGAGGUUAGGUUUCCCAGUUUCCCUUACCUGGGCGCUCUUAUUCAUCAUCCUUCCCAAAAAAUAAUUUUAAUUUGAUGACAUCAUAAUAUAUUACUCAUCAUUCAUCAAAUUUGAUUUGUGCAGUGUAUCACGAAUUGUGAUUGAUUGAUUUUUAUAGUGAAAAAACUUGUUAUUUCUCUUUUAAA
Messenger RNA from Cuscuta europaea, 2388 nucleotides. The record is from the annotation of a GenBank genome assembly. Lineage: Eukaryota; Viridiplantae; Streptophyta; Magnoliopsida; Solanales; Convolvulaceae.